This is a messenger RNA of Xylaria bambusicola, 1656 nucleotides long. Its product is annotated as ER lumen protein retaining receptor-domain-containing protein. NCBI's taxonomy places the organism in Eukaryota, Fungi, Ascomycota, Sordariomycetes, Xylariales, Xylariaceae. Bases 320 to 1384 code for a protein of 354 amino acids. Gene Ontology annotation, molecular function: ER lumen protein retrieval receptor activity. The record is from RefSeq and is a predicted model, not a curated record. Gene Ontology annotation, cellular component: cis-Golgi network; membrane; endoplasmic reticulum. The transcript is spliced from 4 exons. Gene Ontology annotation, biological process: endoplasmic reticulum to Golgi vesicle-mediated transport; protein retention in ER lumen.
AACUGUCGGGGCAAGUGUGGCCCAGAACAUACCUACGUAAUGCAAUAGGUAAUGCAGCGUGAUUGGAGCUACCUACCUAGAUAGCGUUCAGCCCCUAACAGUACGACCUGAGACCUGAGACGGCGACAUCGUCACCUGCCACUCGGAACAGGCAUCCGACCAUCGCGCAGUCAACUAAGUCCUUUCCACUUCGUAUGAUUAUGCCGCGCAUCUCUUGAUAUGUGAGCCCGGACUUCUUGAUACGCUAUUCAUCACAGGCCUCUUCUCGUCUCGCAGCAUCGAAUCGCGGUAGUCGUAAUAGGUUGUACCAAUCGGCAAGAUGGGCUGGAACAUCUUCCGCAUCCUGGGAGAUGUCUCUCAUCUCCUGUCAAAGGUUAUCAUCAUAUAUGCCAUUCAUCGCAACCGAAGCGCGGAAGGUGUCUCGUGGAUUACUCAAGUCCUAUAUGCUGUUGUUUUCUGCUCUAGAUACACCGAUAUAUUCACGGAAACGUCGUCAUGGAAUUACUUCUUCAAGCUGUUUUAUAUCCUCUCCUCUAUUUAUAUCAUCGCUAUCAUGCGCUGGCUCUAUCCACGAACAAGGGAGCGCGAGGUGGCUUGGAAGCUAGGAGCUGCGAUCCUCGCCGGGUCGCUAUUAAUAGCUCCAUUUGUGAUGCUUAUCUUUGAGGGCAAGGAGCAAUGGUCCUUCUUCACGUGGGUUUGGGAUUUCUCUCAGAUACUUGAAUCGAUCUGUGUCUUGCCUCAACUGCUUCUCCUUCGACAAACGAAUGUCCCAACUGUCAUCGAUUCAUUCUACCUCAUUUCCCUAGGCUCCUAUCGCGCUCUGUAUUGUCUCAACUGGAUAUGGAGAGAGCUAGACCCGAACGAUCGGAAGCCCAACGCCGUGUCUGUUAUCUUCGGCAUCAUCCAAACGGCACUCUACUUCGAUUUCUUCUGGGUAUAUUACACGCGACAAAGGGUUAAGCUUCGAUAUGGCGGCAUCGUCGAUGCAGAUGACAUUCGGCGAGGUUGGCUCCUUAAUCGCAUCUUCGGUAACAAGCACUUCGAGAACGAUCAAGAGGAUGAGGAGAGUGCUCCAGCUCUAGGUGGAGACGAGCACGGCAAUACCUCAUCCCAACGGAGAUCAAAGUGGGGUGCCCGUGGUAUAUCAAUUAGUGCCGACGACACGACGCUCGAGCACGAGCAACAUCACGACCCAACUGAUGAGAUUGCGGGAAGGGUCGAUCCAGAUGCCAAAAUGAAGGAUCCUGAUGAGUUUGCACGAGCUCUUGAGGAUGACGAUGAUGACGAUGAUGAUGAGGUGGCGACCCCAUCAGGAUCGAACACAAACUCAGCCAAGAACGUACCUCCUGGUGUGAACAAUGAGAAUGAAUGGCGGAAUAACUAACAGCCCAGACGUAUAAUGAGUUCGAGCAUACGGCAAUCGACUUCUUGCAGGAACAUGAGAUCCUGCUAAAUAGAGUACUUCCUGGAAUUAUCCACAAACUAAACGAUCAUUUAUUCCCCAUUUUUCUAGGUAGGACGGGGCGCAUGGGAGUCAAAACUGAGAGCAUAAACAUAAGCGACCAAUAAGACGCAAUCUGUACGAUAUUCGCAGGAUUACUAGUGUAUUGAGUAUUUUGAUCACACUUGGCAGAGUUCACUUAUCGAAAUAAUGUG